Ipomoea nil (Japanese morning glory) is the source of this 3000-nucleotide messenger RNA. Its product is annotated as pentatricopeptide repeat-containing protein At5g04810, chloroplastic-like. The record is from RefSeq and is a predicted model, not a curated record. Gene Ontology annotation, molecular function: RNA binding; protein binding. Lineage: Eukaryota; Viridiplantae; Streptophyta; Magnoliopsida; Solanales; Convolvulaceae. The transcript has 11 exons. Bases 65 to 2737 code for a protein of 890 amino acids.
UCCGUUUUCUUGUUUACAUCCGGGUCACUCCGGUCAGUCAGUCAUCAGUGUAGUGUAACGGAUAAUGUUCUCUCUAUCCUCCACCGCGCACUGCUCACAGCAUCCGCCGUUCUCCGCCUCUAUCCUCACCGGAAAGCACCACUCUACCGCCACCUCCUCUGCAAUUCUGUCUUUCAAUUCCUCCUCCGGCGACCUCAGCCGGGCUACUGCACACAAGCCUCUGAAAACCUCCUCUUCUGAAAACUCCAAGCUCCUCCUCAACAAUUCCAUUACUUCCACUCCAACCCCUCCCGCUGUCGUCGCUCCACCACAAAAUGUCGAUACCAAGCUCUGCCUGUCCAGCGAACAGUCCCCGCCGGCAGCUCCUCAAGAUACAUCUUUAGGAGAAUAUGAGAAUGGUUCUUUGGGAAAUUUGGAAAAUUCAGACUCGGAUGAAAAGGAUACGGGAGGAGCUGAAUUUAGGGAAAAAGGAAAGAUCUUUGUAGGGAAUCUUCCAUUGUGGAUCAAGAAAAAUGAGCUUGCAGAGUUAUUCGGGCAAUUUGGGCCUAUUAAAGAUGUGAUUUUGAUUAGGGGUCACCAUGAAACUGACAGAAAUAUGGGGUUUGGGUUUGUGAUAUAUGGAGGGUCCAGUCCCGAGAAGUCGGCUAUCAAGGCAGUUCAGUUUGACGGAGUUGAGUUUCACGGGAGGGUGUUAACUGUGAAGUUGGAUGAUGGGAGGAGAAUAAUGAAAGAUAAGAAAAAGGGCAGAACGAGGUGGAUGGAAGGGAGCUCAAGUAGGAACUUCAGGAAGGUUUUGGAAUCGCAGCCAGAGAAUUGGCAUGCAGUGGUGCGUGCAUUUGAAAGAAUCAACAAGCCAUCCAGGAAGGAGUUUGGGAUGAUGGUGAACUAUUAUGGUAGGAGAGGAGACAAGCAUCGAGCCAGGGAAAUGUUUGAGAAGAUGCGCUCUAGGGGAAUAGUACCAACAUCUUACGAAUAUACCAAUCUGACUUAUGCUUACACAGUGAGUAGAGACAUGGAAGAAGCACUUACUUGUGUGAGGAAAAUGAAUGAUGAAGGAAUUGAAAUUAGUGUGGUAACUUAUAGUAUUAUUGUUGGUGGAUUUGCUAAGGUUGGCAAUGUUGAAGCUGCAGAGCACUGGUUUCUGGAGGCCAAAGAGAGGCAUGCAACCUUAAGUGCGAGCAUAUAUGGAAAUAUAAUCUAUGCAAACUGCCAAACUUGUAAUAUGGAUCGAGCCGAAGAGCUAUUGAGGGAGAUGGAAGAAGAGGGUAUUGCUGCUCCAAUUAGUAUAUUUCACACCAUGAUGGAUGGCUAUACAAUUACUCGAAAUGAAGAAAAAUGUCUUCUUAUGUUUGAUAGGCUUAAGGAGUGUGGCUUUACACCGUCAGUAAUCAGUUAUGGAUGUCUCAUUAAUAUCUAUACUAAGUCAGGAAAGAUUUCUAAAGCUUUGGAAGUCUGUGAAAUGAUGAAAUUCGAAGGCAUAAAGCAUAACAUGAAAACCUAUUCCAUGUUGAUCAAUGGGUUUAUUAAUUCGCGGGACUGGGCAAAUGCGGUUGCUAUCUUUGAAGAUGUGAUAAAGGAUGGUUUGAAGCCUGACCUCGUGCUUUAUAAUAAUAUCAUCGAAGCCUUCUGUGGCAUGGGCAAUAUGGAUCGUGCCAUUCGUGUAGUUGACGAAAUGAAAUCGCAGAAGUUUAGGCCUAGUUCACAAACAUUUAUGCCUAUCAUUCACGCUUUUUCAAAAGUUGGAGAAAUACGCAAAGCCCUUGAUAUUUUUGACAUGAUGAGGUGGAGCGGAUGCAUACCAACUGUCCACACGUAUAAUGCUAUAAUUCUUGGCCUCGUUGAAAAGCUUCAGAUGGAGAAGGCUGUGGAAAUUUUGGAUGAGAUGUUACUGGCCGGUGUUAGACCUAACAAGCAUACAUAUACUACAAUCAUGCAUGGUUAUGCAUCGGUUGGCGAUACUGAAAAAACAUUCGAGUAUUUCUCGAAACUUAAAAACGAGGGGCUGGAGCUCGAUGUGUAUACUUAUGGGGCACUACUCAAGGCAUGCUGUAAAUCGGGAAGGAUGCACAGCGCGUUGGCAGUGACAAGAGAAAUGAGCAUUCAAAACGUUCCUAGGAAUGCCUUCAUAUAUAACAUAUUAAUGGAUGGGUGGGCUCGAAGAGGUGAUGUGAUGGAGGCUACUGACCUGAUGCAACAAAUAAGGCAUGACGGGAUUCAGCCCGAUGUCCAUACAUACACAUCUUUAAUAAGCGCUUGUUGUAAAGCUGGAGAUAUGCAGAGAGCAACGAAAACAAUUGAAGAGAUGAAGUUGGUCGGAGUGCAACCCAACGUAAAAUCCUACACCACGCUCAUAAAUGGUUGGGCACGGGCAUCUCUCCCGGGGGAAGCUUUGAAAUGCUUCGGGGAAAUGAAACAAGCCAGGCUAAAGCCAGACAAAGCUGUAUACCAUUGCUUAAUGACCUCGCUGCUGUCAAGAGCCACAUUCAACGACAGUUACAUUUUAACAGCGAUCAAAUGCCUUUGUGGAGAGAUGGUGGAGGCCGGGUUGACGGUUGACAUGGGCACCGCUGUCCACUGGUACAGGUGCUCGCGCAAGAUCGAGAGGACUGGCGGGGACAUCACAGCGGCGCUGCGGAAGACUUUUCCGCGUGAUUGGAAUCCAGAUAAGCUUCCUAACACAGCUUCUUAUAUCAACGAUGAAGGUGAAGAUUUACACUAUUAUAAUGGUUAUGAUUAAUUGAUUAUUGUUUAGACUAAUUGAUUGGAUUCAGUCUUUUAGUGUGGUUUUAUCCAUGUGCAUUAUAGCUUAUAGUUGAGUGACUUUAACCCAAUCUUAGAUGUGAUGCAGCUCAAAUUUUUGACCGUAUCUAGAUUAGAGUUAGUUAGGCCUAAGCUCCAUGUAAGUUUAAAUUUUCUUAUUGCUUACAAGAAACACUAAACAUAUUUGUUGGGGAUAAUAUUGCCAAUACACGGCAUACGUAUAUAUGGAAAAUUCUACAA